CAGGAUCUUUCUCGCAAAUUCUACAGAGCCUUCUUCUUCUUCCUUCUUCUUCCUUCUUCUUCCUUCCUCCUUCUUCAUGUUCUUGAAAAAUUCAAUCCCAAUGCAGAUUAGGAUGCAACUGCAAGCUCGUAGGCUUCAGUUAAUUUUCUUAAUUAUAUGUCUAUGCUCUUUUUUCAUCAACGCUCGUCCGUUUCUCAUUGUCAUCUCUCAAGAUGACCUCAAGGAUGCUGCGUCGCCCGACGACUCCUCCGAUUCAGCGAACUACGAAUCCGCCGAGUGGGACGAGUUCGGGGAGCCUGAAUCUCAAAACGCCGCCCAGGAGCUUGACCCCGGUACUUGGCGCCCGAUUUUUGAACCGGAUUCUCCCGCCUCUGACCCCGACGCGCCGGAGGAUCUGUACUACACUGCGUUAGGGAAGAUGAUGACAGCGGUGAGCUCUGGGGACCUGAGGUUGAUGGAGGAUGCGGUAGGGGAUAUUGAUCAAGUUGCGGUGGAGAGUGGGGAUCCGCACGCGCAAUCGGUGUUAGGGUUAUUGUAUGGAAUGGGGAUAAUGAAGGAGACGAAUAAGGCUAAGGCGUUUAUGUAUCAUUAUUUUGCCGCGGAAGGGAAUAAGCAAUCUAAGAUGGCUCUUGCAUAUAGUUACUUCAGGCAAGAAAUGUAUGAAAAAGCAGUCAAGCUUUAUGCUGAGUUAGCAGAGGUAGCCAUUAAUAGUUUAUUAGUUUCCAAGGAUUCUCCAGUAAUUGAACCUGUGAGGAUCCAUAAUGGAGCAGAGGAGAACAAGCAGGCCUUGAGAAAGUCUCGAGGAGAGGAGGACGAGGACUUCCAAAUUUUGGAAUAUCAGGCGCAGAAGGGUAAUGCUGGAGCCAUGUAUAGAAUUGGGCUAUUUUACUACUUUGGACUGAGAGGGUUGAGGCGUGAUCAUGCAAAAGCAUUGAUCUGGUUUGCCAAGGCCGUGGAUAAAGGUGAACCAAAGUCUAUGGAACUACUUGGAGAGAUAUAUGCAAGGGGCGCCGGAGUCGAAAGGGAUUAUACUAAGGCACUUCAAUGGCUAACUCGUGCAUCCAAGCAUCCAUCAUUUUCUGCUUAUAAUGGCAUAGGAUAUUUAUACGUUAAGGGUUAUGGAGUGGAGAAAAACUUUACCAAGGCCAAGGAGUACUUUGAAAAGGCUGCCAAUAACGACGAGUCUGGUGGUCAUUAUAAUCUAGGAGUUAUGUAUCUUAAAGGAAUUGGGGUAAAGAGAGAUGUGAAGAAGGCAUGUACUCAUUUUAUAGUGGCUGCAAAUGCUGGACAACCAAAGGCAUUCUACCAGCUGGCAAAAAUGUUUCAUACUGGUGUUGGGCUCAAGAGGAAUAUUCCUAUGGCUAGUGCUUUAUACAAAUUAGUAGCUGAACGAGGGCCUUGGAGUUCAUUGUCUAGAUGGGCAUUGGAAUCAUAUCUGAAAAGUGAUAUUGGCAAGGCAUUCUUCUUGUACGCAAGAAUGGCUGAGCUAGGAUAUGAGGUGGCACAAAGCAAUGCAGCAUGGAUACUUGACAAAUAUGGAGAACAAAGCAUGUGUCUGGGAGAAUCUGGCUUUUGCACAGAUGCAGAACUACAUCAGAGAGCUCAUUCUCUUUGGUGGCAAGCAUCCGAGCAGGGCAACGAACACGCUGCUUUACUGAUUGGGGAUGCAUAUUACUACGGACGGGGAACCGACGUAGAUUAUGAUCGUGCUGCUGAAGCGUACAUGCAUGCUAAAUCCCAACUAAAUGCACAAGCCAUGUUCAACCUUGGUUACAUGCAUGAACAUGGUCUAGGCCUUCCGUUUGACCUUCACCUAGCCAAGCGUUACUAUGACCAAGCUCUGGAACUUGAUCCAGCUGCCAGGUUGCCAGUCAAGCUGGCCCUAGCAAGCCUGUGGUUAAGGAAGAAUCAUGCCGACAGUUUUCUGGUCCAUGUGAUCGAUUCGUUGCCAGAAGUGUAUCCAAAGAUUGAUGUAUGGGUGGAGGAUGUACUGUUGGAGGAAGGAAAUGCAACAAUUCUAACUCUAUUUGCCUGCCUCCUCACUGUCCUAUAUCUUAGAGAGCGGCAACGGAGGCAUGCAGUUGUUCGGGCUGCUGCUGCUGCUGCUGCUGCUGCUGAGGCUGUGCCACUCCACCCCAAUGACCACGUGGCUGCACAAAAUUAGAUCACUGCCUGUGUUGUCUUUUCUUUUCAAUGAGUUUGAUCACUUUGCAUUCUUCAACAAAAUAGGAGUGCUGUCUUCCACUUGCUUGCUACCAAAAGAUAUCUGAAAGCUGCUUUUCCAAUCAGUUUAAUGAGAAAGCAUAGUUCAACAAAAUGGGAGGCGGGCGUGCGUUCCGUUCCAUCUAUUAAUCUGCUGCUACUAGCCGAGUGCCAAAUAUUCUGUACUGUCUACUUCCCCACGCAUCUUGUUUAUCAAGGUAAUAAGAUUUUAGGCAGCACUGCACCCAUGGAGGAUUUCUUGUACUCGCUUCAUUUGUCUCACUUGCUGAAACCCCAAGUAACUUAUUUCGUUUCCUUGUUAAAACAUCAAUUGAUGGAUCGUCAC
Molecule: messenger RNA, 2548 nt
Organism: Cucurbita maxima (winter squash)
Lineage: Eukaryota; Viridiplantae; Streptophyta; Magnoliopsida; Cucurbitales; Cucurbitaceae
Product: ERAD-associated E3 ubiquitin-protein ligase component HRD3A-like
Exons: 7
Coding region: 77-2164 (695 amino acids)
Molecular function (GO): protein binding
Source: RefSeq, a predicted model, not a curated record